This is a messenger RNA of Aphanomyces astaci, 443 nucleotides long. RefSeq lists its product as hypothetical. Bases 12 to 344 code for a protein of 110 amino acids. The record is from RefSeq and is a predicted model, not a curated record. Lineage: Eukaryota; Oomycota; Saprolegniomycetes; Saprolegniales; Verrucalvaceae. The transcript has a single exon.
GGCCCAUUGCGAUGAAAACUACCAGUCGCUCGUCCAUGACCACGUUGGCAUGCAAAGGCCCUGCCUUCCACCCCAAGAAAAUAGCAAUGCGAUACAGUCCGUACUCUGCCAAGCGUCCGACCCUGCCCGACUACGUCGAGUACCUCGAAGACCAAGACAUGUACGACACCAUGGCAGCCCUCACAGACGUGGAGACCCCCACCACCUCAGCCGAGGGCGACUUUGACGAAGACCUCGUGCGACUUUCGCUCGACAACGACAUCGAGUUGGUCCCGGGCAUGAGCUUGGCCUGGAGCACUGAAGACAUUUCAAUCCUGCUCGCACUGUUUGACAAGGAGUGCUAGCUACAGCAGCUAGCCACUGGUGCAGUCGUCGUCGUAGCGAGUAGUCGUAUUUAUUGGUGUCACGCCCCCCUUAAUUUACCAAGCGUUUGCUUUCUCCCU